GACUGGCACUCGCUCUAGCAUGAAGACACACUUCUGUAUCCCAGUGUCCCAGCAGCGGCCAGACGCGCUGGGGAGCCGCUACGUGCUAUACUCCGUGUACCUGGACGGGCUCCUUUUCUGCAGGGUGCGCUACAGCCAGCUUCAUCGUUGGAACGAGCAGUUGAGGCGUGUUUUUGGAAACUGUCUGCCACCCUUUCCACCAAAGUUUUACCUGGCAAUGACCACUUCUAUGGCUGAUGAGAGGAGGGACCAGUUGGAACAAUAUUUGCAAAAUGUAACCUCGGACCCACAUGUGUUGCGAAGUGAUGUCUUCGUGGAGUUUGUAAAGCUGGCACAGCUGAACACAUUCAACAUCCCUACUGAGAAAGCAUUUCUUGAUGUAUUUCUGCCCAAUGGAAGAAGCAUUAAUGUAGAAAUUCUAACGUCAGCUACUGCUGAAAGAGUCCUAGAGGUGGUGUCGUACAAACUCAGACUGAGUCGGGAGCUCUUGGGCUACUUUGGCCUCUUUCUCAUUCGGUUUCACAAGGAGGGAGGCCUGUCUGUUGUGAAAAAGCUGGCAGAGUUUGAGCUGCCUUAUGUUAGUCUUCGAAGUUCAGAAGUGGAAAACUGUAAGGUUGGACUCCGAAAGUGGUACAUGGACCCAGCCCUCGACUCCAUGCUGAUGCACUGCGGAGUGGCUGUGGAAUUGCUUUACAUGCAGGCAGUGCAGGACAUUGAAAAAGAAUGGAUCAAGCCCACACAGGCACAGAGGCAGGAACUAGAGGCUCUUCAGAGAGAAAACAAUCAAACCAAGUUUCUGCAAUUGUGCCAGGAGGUGCAGCACUACGGGUACGUGCGGCUGGAUCCCUGCCUCUGUGACCACCCAGAGCCAGGCUGCAGGGCCGUGCUCUCCAUCGGCAAUGACGAGAUCAACUGCAGUGUCACCCUGCCGGACCACCAGACCCGGGAUGUCACCUUCCAGCUGAGCAGGGUGAAGUGCUGGCAGGUCACUUUCCUUGGGACCCUGCUGGAUAUGGAUGGACCCCAGCAAACUCUCAACCAGAAUUUAGAACUCAGAUUUCAAUACAGUGAAGAUAGUUGCUCGCAGUGGUUUGUCAUUUAUACCAAGCAGGCAUUUUUGCUGAGUAGUUGCUUGAAAAAGAUGAUCUCUGAGAAGAUGGCAAAACUAGCUGCUGAGAGCUCAGAGAUGGAGAUUGAAGUUCCGGAGAAAAGCAAAAGUAAAAAAGACCACGUUCGACAAAGCAAGCAAAAACAGUGUUCUAGUUUUCUAUCAAGAAAAAGCAAGAUUAAGAGAGCUGAAGGUGACUGUGCUUUUGGAACCAUAAAGGAAGAAGACCUAUGAAGGGAAGUCUCACCUUCUUACGUCCCCUACGGCCAGAUGGUGACAGUGUUGGGGCUGGGGUGGGGCUUGCUGCCAUCACAGAGUUUCUGGACUUCCUCCUCCUGUGCCUGCUGACAGUAGGAUAGACACAGCCACCAAGCCCACUGCAGCAUUCUAUGUAAAUGUCCACAUUAAGAAGAUAUAAGAACUGAAGUUAUAGAAUUUGUUUUUAAUGGCUUAUAGAUCACAAAUGGCAGAUUCAAAUCAGUUAAUAUGAAAUUCGCUGUC
This is a messenger RNA of Octodon degus (degu), 1609 nucleotides long. It is a transcript of the gene Snx31, whose product is annotated as sorting nexin 31. Gene Ontology annotation, biological process: intracellular protein transport. Gene Ontology annotation, cellular component: early endosome. The coding region runs from base 20 to 1342 and encodes 440 amino acids. Gene Ontology annotation, molecular function: phosphatidylinositol binding. The transcript has 14 exons. Lineage: Eukaryota; Metazoa; Chordata; Mammalia; Rodentia; Octodontidae. The record is from RefSeq and is a predicted model, not a curated record.